AUGUUUUCCCGAACAGUUCUAUCGGCGUUCCGCCCAGUCUCACGACCAACGUCGCUACUCCGGCCUAUUCGCGUCCCGGCCACUCCUCUGCCCUCCCUCCAUGCGCGUCUCAUUUCCACCGAAACCAAGGCCGCUAUCGACAAGGCUGUCGCUUCUGCACCGGUCGUGCUGUUCAUGAAGGGUACGCCCGAGACGCCGCAGUGCGGCUUCUCUCGCGCCAGCAUUCAGAUCCUGGGUCUGCAGGGUGUGGAUCCCAAGAAGUUUGUGGCUUUCAAUGUUCUUGAGAAUGCGGAGCUGCGCCAAGGUGUCAAGGAAUACUCGGACUGGCCAACUAUCCCUCAGCUGUACGUCGAUAAAGAGUUUGUUGGCGGCUGUGACAUCUUGAUGUCGAUGCACCAGAACGGUGAACUUGCCAAGAUGUUUGAGGACAAGGGCGUUCUCGUGGCUGCGGAUCAAUGA
This is a messenger RNA of Penicillium taxi, 459 nucleotides long. Its product is annotated as monothiol glutaredoxin GRX5. Lineage: Eukaryota; Fungi; Ascomycota; Eurotiomycetes; Eurotiales; Aspergillaceae. The coding region runs from base 1 to 459 and encodes 152 amino acids. The transcript has 3 exons. The record is from RefSeq and is a predicted model, not a curated record.